UUUAAUUGAGUUCACAGCUCUCAUCAUUUAUACCAUAUAAAACCACAUCACCUUCACAUCAACAUUAAUGACAGCCACAAGUUCAUGAUGGAAUCUACUUUUGAAUUGAAUUUAUAUUAUCAUUUUCAACCACAAUACCCAUGGCUGGGUUUAACUGUCAUGCAGACAAAAAUGCCAAAGAAAGAAAGAUUCAAAAUGCAUGCUAGUGAAGAGCAGCUGAUAAAGAAAAAACAAUAAAACUAUUUUUUGACUAGUUUUUUUGACAAUAGGAAAAACAAAUUAUACUCUGACAAACCCUAAGGGAAGGGGGCUUUAAGGACAGAGGAUGCAAGCAGGGAAGGAAUGGUGGCUGGCCGCAGACACAACUGGUUCCUGACAGAGGUCCUGCUGCCUGCUGCUAUCACCACAGCGAACACUGCUGCCUGGCCUCCCCAGGGGCUGCAGCCCUGCAACAUACUGCAACACACAAACUGUAACAUACAAACACACACUUCUCUUUUGAGCGGCAGUGGCAGGCAGGGCAGGAGGAGGGUUCAGCUGAGAGCGCAGCCCCUCAGACAGAGCCACGAGGCAAGCUGACCUGCCACUGACACGCACUCAUUCACACAUAGACACACACACCCACAUCUACACCCUUGGUUGCUUCACACACACACACACACACACACACUCUGCUGGAAAGGAGAGAAGAGAGCCUAAGAGAGGAACGAAAAGAAGAAAGAGAGGGGGAUUUACAAGUAAGAUGUGCCAAGUUCACCUAAAGGAGACCGCAAAACAGACUUAUGACAGAGACUGUUAGAUGUGGGUAUUACCAUACAACUAUCAUGCAAUUUUCUAACGCAAAUUUGCAUUCACACAUGGAACAAAGACAAAAUACCAGAGGAUUCCAGGAAUAAUAUGACCAGGAUCAAAGUCUUCGAUGAGGACGUGAAAGGAAGAAGAGGAAUCAACCCCUGGCUGUUUCUCAUUUUUCAGUAUUUGGAGCUUUAACUGCAGCUAAGUCCUUGUCCUUGCACAGCAGUUCAGUGGGUCAUAUCAUGAUCUACUGGGGUCUCAAAGGCAAAGUGGGUAAAAAUCAUGAGGAAAAACAUGGAAAUCUUCAAGCAUACUUUAUGACCGAGAACAAUUGUAAGGAAAACAUUUUAAAUGUUUGGAGAAAAUAGCAUUUUUUUGGAGUUAACUACCUUCUGUCUGUUUCUGCCACGCCUCUUGUACCUACGGGCUGUCAGUGUGCACCAAAGUGCUUCACAUACCUCCCAAAGAAAUCAUAAAGUGGAUAUCGAAAGCUCGUUGGUGAUUUGAAGGUUCAAACAUGUCUGCUGAGGUCCAUCUGGAGCAUCAGAAGAAGGCCAACUUGAGAAGUGGGAUGUCUUCUGCUCCACCAUUUGUUCCACGUGUGCCCACAGUCACACUGAUCAGCCACCGGGAGCUGAAGGAUAAACACACUGCUCACAGACUCCAGCCUGGAAGCCUUGAUCCCAACCUGGCAACCAGCAGCCACUACAGAUGCAGUGAAGGUAGCAGAGUGCAGAAGGUUGGAACAAUGCCAGAUUCACCUGCGGAUGUGAAAACCCAGCCCAGGUCCACCCCACCCACCAUGCCUCCGCCACCCCCGGCUGUCAGCCAAGCAACCAAUCGCAGCGCUUCAUUCACCCCCACCACCAGUAAAUCAAUGUUGAAUGGGAGCAGUCACUCUCCUACAUCCCUGAACGGUGCUCCGUCCACUCCCAACGGCUUCAGCAACGGGCCGGCCAUGUCCUCAACAGCCUCGCUGUCCAACCAGCAGCUCCCACCAGCUUGUGGUGCCCGGCAACUCUGCAAGCUGAAGCGCUUCCUGACCACGCUGCAGCAGUUCGGCAACGACAUAUCACCUGAGAUUGGAGAGAGAGUGCGCAGCCUUGUGCUGGGGCUGGUGAACUCCACCCUCACUAUCGAAGAGUUUCACUCCAAACUUCACGAGGCUACCAACUUCCCUCUGAGGCCGUUCGUCAUUCCCUUCCUGAAGGCAAACCUGCCCCUGCUGCAGAGAGAGUUGCUCCACUGUGCCAGGUUGGCCAAGCAGACUCCAGCUCAGUAUCUGGCCCAACACGAGCAGCUUCUCCUGGACGCCAAUGCCAGCUCGCCCCUCGACUCCUCCGAGAUCAUGCUGGAGAUGAAUGAGCACGGCAAGAGAAGGACCCCUGACAGGACCAAAGACAGCUCAGAGAGAGAUGGGUUGCACCCGGAGCACCUAGCUAAGCGACCCUGCACCAUCAGCCCUAGCCAACGCUUCAGCCCUAGCACGGGUCUUCCUGCUCACCCACCUCCUAAUGGCCUCCCCACACACCCUCCCAACGGCCUGCCACACCCACCCAACCCCCAAGUGGGACCCCAGCACUAUCGUUUAGAAGACAUGGCCCUGGCGCACCAAUACAGAGAUGCUUACAGACAUAAUGAACACCGCGACACCCGAGACAGGCACCGGCAGACAGUGCAUGGAACUCGCCAAGAGGAGGUAAUCGACCACCGUCUCACAGAUCGAGAGUGGGCAGAGGAGUGGAAGCACCUUGAUAAUCUCCUGAACUGCAUCAUGGACAUGGUGGAGAAGACGCGCCGCUCUCUGACGGUGCUGCGCCGCUGCCAGGAGGCCGACCGGGAGGAGAUGAAUCAUUGGAUUCGGCGCUACAGUGACGUGGAGGAGAUGAAAAAAGGUGGGAGCAACGGACAGCACUGCCUUCCUCCUCCUCUUCCUCCUCCUACUCCUCACCACAUCUCCUCCUCCAACACAGCUAGCAGCAGCGAGUCACUGCCCAUAGGAACUCCCUCGGCUGCUGAAAGGCAGACAGGCAGACAGACAGAGAUCCACCGAGACUUCUUACACAGGCCUCCCUCAGGAUACCUGCCAGAAGAAAUCUGGAGGAAAGCUGGUACUACAAGCAUCCCGCUCUCCCCAGCACUAAAGCACCUCCAAAACAAGCAGGAGGAGGCAGUGAAUGAGGUGAAGCGACAGGCGAUGUCAGAGCUGCAGAAGGCGGUGUCAGACGCUGAGAGGAAGGCUCAUGAGAUGAUUUCAGCCGAGCGCUCUAAGAUGGAGAGGGCGCUAGCCGAGGCCAAGAGGCAAGCCUCUGAGGAUGCACUAACAGUCAUCAACCAACAGGAGGACUCCAGUGAAAGCUGCUGGAACUGCGGGAGGAAAGCCAGUGAGACGUGCAGCGGCUGCAACACGGCUCGCUACUGCGGCUCCUUCUGCCAACAUAAAGACUGGGAGAAGCACCACCACGUCUGCGGUCAGGGCCUGCAGGGGCUGCCAGGGGGCAGCAGCGUCCCUCUAGGCACGCCCUCCUCCUCCUCCACCUCCUCUUCCUCAGCGUCCUCCAGUGCGCCCCCCACCCACUCUGAGAGCACUCCUCCAGGACCCUUGUCCCUGGUGGGCCAGAGCAGUAUCGCGGGAGGGGCUGGCAGCGGUAGCGGAAGCGUCUCCGCCAGCCCCAAGGAGAGCAGUUCCAGCAGUGCCUCUCGCUCUACAACUCCAGCCACCCCUGCCCUACUGGAUGCCACCUCUCGCUGACGUCUGACCCCUGUCCCCUUCCCUGCAUACUGAUGCGACAGUGCCCACACUCCACACAAAACCAAACUGAGGAAUCUUCAUCGCACACUGCUCCCCUUCCUCCUCCCUUACUUCAGUCCCUGUUUCCCUUUUAUCCUAAGCUCUUCUGAGAAUCUUCUCACUACCUGAUGAUAGAUUCGACUUGUCACCUUCCCCCUAAAAAUACUUUUUUUCUUUGUCUCUUUCACAACCACAUUCAAAGAUUCCAGCCUGGAGUGCCGUGUAGUGUAAAGCAUGAAUAGUGCAGUGUCUCCUAUCUCUGUAACAGAAACAUAUCAGAUGUGUUUGCUGAGAACAUGAGCUUUGACGUAACGAAAGCAUGGUUAACAGUGUCUGCAUAAGGACACAAGAUAAGGGCUGUAGUAAGGCAACAUCAACAGGGGGAACGACUAGCUGCUUAGUACUUGGGUAGGAUUUCCCUUUAAUUAACUACCAAUGAGAGAACAGUACCCAGCCCUGAGAUGUGCACUACAAGUCCAAACAGUUCACCAAUGCGGCACUUUUCCUACAGUGUCCUACGGGAGACAGGCAAGGAACCUAAUACUUUUUUUUGAGUGGAUGACGGAAGGGGAAAAAACCUGUGAUUAAUUCCUCAGAAACACAGCUUAGUAUUUAUUAAAUGUUUCUUUCUGGCUUUAAGGGAAAAUAAAGAAAAGUCCAAAUAUUCUAAAUAAAGAAUAAUAGUGAUGCUGAUGAUGAUGAUAACAAUAAUGAUAUGAAAAUAAAUUAAUUUUAAACUGCUAACUACCUUGCUAGCGAGCCAAGAAAAUCUACACCGGACUCACCUCUCUGCACCAUUGUGAACCCAAAUGAAUUCAAAGAUGAAAAAAUAACCUGAUCCAAACCUUUGUAUUACACUGCCAAAGUGAGUAAGUAAGCGAUAAGGAGAAGCACUCAUCUUAUAACCAAACGCAAAGCAACAUCACCUCCUCAGCAGAUAAGCCAGCACUGAGAGGACCAGGCUGCAGAGAAGCUGCAGAACGGGACCCAGAGAUAGUCAGACAGAAAAAAAUAAAUACAUUAAAAAAACUGUGACCUGCUUUGAUCUGCAGCUGCCUCCUGCAGUCUAGACAAAAUUACAGCAAUUCCUCAGUGAUGGCCCAGACUAGUGAACAUGGACAAUGCUGUGAACUUGCCUAUGAGAAAGACUUAAUGAAAUGGGAUAGAAACCCUGCCACAGUGUGAUUUUUGUGAAUGGUAACAGAGAGGACAGAGAGAGAGAGAGAGAGAAAAAGAGGAAAGAAAAAGCUACACGGCCUGAAAAGGAGAUGAUGAUACAUACAUGGCAACGGAGCUGCCAGAAACCUCAAAACAAGCUUGAAAACUUUGUAAUGAGAAGGCAUUGCAUACUACAGAGAUGAACGGGAAGAUUGUUUCUAAGUUGUUUUUUUUAAGCUCCACAACGAGGACAUAUUUCAAGGAAUUGCUGUUACCUUUACAUUCACUCCCUCCUUUUCCAAAGCAUGAUAAACAGACAAAAGAGCCUAGUGAAGGGUGGUGUAGACUUGGUUAUCCUCUCUCUUUCUACCUCCCCUCACCCCAAACACCCCCCUUCUUCGCUCUUCCCCGACUACUUGACUCAAGUUUGCCCCUGACCACAACCCACUGCUUUGGACAGAGCCUCAGAGCAGUCACGUGGGAAGGGUUUGAACCUGUUUGUAGAUAUUGUUCCUCUUUUCAUUUUUCAAUAAUGUCUCUUGUCGCUGAUGUCCACAUGUGCUGCCCUUGUGUGUAUCCAGAAAGAUGGUUCUGUUACCUUUUCAUUUUCCUCCUUUGAGUUGCGGGCUGAGCAGUGAAGUCAGAGCAAGGACACUUGUUUAUGAGAGGAAGUCCCACAUUGUACUUAUUGUUUGAUUUCUUGUAUCUAUAUUAAUGAGAUGAAACCCCUCUUGUAGAGUAUUUUGUAUUGCUCGCAUUGUAAGACAGUGAGAGGACGGAGGUGCAAUAUGAAGAGAAUUCAGCUACUGAAUGGAACCUCAGCAACUGCCCAUAGGGUGUCAUAUAAUAUAGAUACAUAUAAAUAUAUUUAAAGUAACAUCAGUAACUUAAUGUGAAUGUACAUAGUAUUUAAAGAGGUCCAAAAAUGUGUUUGCCAAAUAACAGAAACCUUUAAAGUUUAAUGUCCAGAAUAUGAUUUUUCUCACAGUACAUUUGUUUCUCAAUUUAUCAGUUCCUUUUAUUCUCUCACACAAGCUUCAAUUUUCACUCAAAUCUAAGUGUCACGUGACCCUGAGUGGAGGAGAUUGUUGGUAACAGAGGUAAAGUGGCUCCAUAAAAGACCACAAUGCGUGUAGCUGAAAAUGGAUGAAAACAGAUUAAGGGUGGAUGGACAAGACGAGACUUCCUGAACAUUUUUUUUUUAAAUUAGGCCUUAAUUCACAAUUUUAGAAAAAUCACCCACAUUGUAUUACAUUGAGAGAACCUCUUACAAAUAAUUAGACGCUUAUGUUUCAGUAAAAUUUGGAAUGACACUAUCGGGGCUAAAUCCUGUUCCUGUCAUAAACAUCAUCCACCCCAGGUCAGUUUACAUCCUGCAGGAGGAAACUCAAAAAUGUGUGUUUUAGCCUGCUAUUGAUUAAAAAGCCCCAUUAUAGUUAAUAGGUUUUUUUAUUGAUAAUGGUGGCAUCUCAGUUUUAAAUAUAGUUAAUUCACAUCAAAUUUAGGAAGGGUCAAACUUUAUAUCUCAUGUCAGGUGUUCUGUUUCUAGCCAUCCUUUCAGUUUGAGUGCCACCGUAGUGACCUUCUCUCUUGGUCCUCAUCAUCCUGUGUGUGUAUAUGUGUGUGUGAUUAGGAGUGUUUGUUUCCCCCAAGGUGCAGGACAAGCCAUUGCUGUAGGACUAAAUGAUAUGCCAGUGUUAAGCUACAGUAAAAUUCGAAGCUAAUUUUGAUACCCAAUCUUUGAAAUGUUACAUUUUUUUAACUGUUUUUUUUUUUUUCAUUAUGAUUUGUAAAGAUGCAAUAUGAGCAUAAGCUGAAGACCUGGGUCCAGGCCAAGAGAGAUCAAUCAACUCUUUAGGUUUACGUUAUUAGUGUUUUUUUUUCCAGCCCUUCCCACAUGCUCUAGCAAUAUCAUCACCUCUCCUAAACACAUGUAUGUUAAACAGUCCCAAGGCCUUUACAAAAUUUGUGUGCACAACUCUGCUCACACAGAUUUUACAUUGAUUUUUAAACCCUAUAUGGUUGGCCUCGUAAACACUUGGACCAAACUUUGAAAAAAAAGGUAACUUUCUUUUUGCAGUGAGUGGCAUAGGACAAACAAAAAGCCAGCUUUUUCUGCUUUUAUUCAUCAAAGUGACUCUUGUUGGACAGUCUGAGGCAUUUAAUCUGAAUAGGAUAAGCUGCAAGGUACCCCUGCAUCUGUGUGUAGCAUUUAUGUGUGUGUGUUCUAAUUACCGUAAUUUGAUGUCGACCUCAGCCUUUUUAUGUGCCCCCUGCCCCAACCUUCCCCAAAUGUCCCACUCCUCCACUAUCACCACAGACCACUCUUCACAACCCCCUCUCACACUAGCUACCUCCUGUGACCAUACAGCUAACCACCAGGAGAGGUUGACCUGGACUUUGAAAAAGCUGGGCUGAGAGCAGACAUGGAAAUGCACAUUCAAAAGCCACCGAAUGAGUGUCUGAAAAUGACAAAAACACAAAUGUUGAAAGGAACUGCCAUUACUUGUGAUGUGUAAGAAUACUUAUUUAAUCCCACCAGACUUCACCUUUUUGAUCACAUCCCGUAACCAAACUGAAACUGCUGGACUUUACUAAUACAUUACUGUUACUCUAACAACCUGCGUAUUACCAAACUGACGCAUAGAAUCAACCAUGACAUGCCAUUUGUUGUCCAAAACCAAUAAAAGCACAGACCAAAGUACUCCUGCAUUGCCAUAGUAGGCUUUGACACAGUGUGUAUUGACAGACCAGAAAUGAUAAGGUUAGACCUCUGCUACACCAGUUAACCAAAGUGUCUGAAAUACACACACUCAGAGCACAAUAGUGAUGAGCAUGCUUGCUGACGUUUGAGUUUGAAAAGUGUAGAAUUCCUAUUCAAGCAAUCAAAGCGCUUGUUGUCUACGUAUUGAAUAGUGCUUCUGUAAAAACAAUACAGGCAUCUUCUUUGGAAAAAGCCUACUGAUUGCGUGUUCUUACAGUCACAAAGCCUUGCAGAGAUGAAAUGAAUGCAUGGUGGGUGUGUGUUUGUGUGUAAAUUGUGGUGUGUUUGUGUGUGUGUAUGUGUGUGUGUUUUUGUAAAAAAAAAAAAAAAAAAAAAGAAAAAAUACUUUUUCUUUGUGUCUCUGUACAAACUACUUGAAACCUUCAGAGCUUUAAUGGAACAUCCCAGACAGACUAUAGUGGCAGAUCAAUUCACAAUAUGUAGCAACAGCUUUGUGCAGUGAAAUAGCAUAUUUGUGUACAAUACCCACGUCAAAACUACAUCAUAAUGACAGUUCCAUUCAACUAUUAAGUGCUUUGCGUGUGCCUCCUUGUCUGCAAGUAAGCCCUCAGAUAAACUAAACAAAGCCAAACAUAAUAGACCACUUCUAAAUGACCAAAAUACAACCAAAAGCUACAUCUCUCUUCUUUAGACUUCACUUUGGUUAAGGUUUUUCUUGUCUUAUGUCCCAGCAUCAGAGAACUUCAUGCCCCAUGAAUAUGUGGGAAAACUGUCCGUCACUGAGAUUCAACCCACCUGAUUUAAUUAGACAAGAAACGAAAGAUCAGAUCAAUUCUCUGUUCAGCUGGGUGUAAGCUCCAUUAAGUCAUGAAACAAAUGAGAUUUGUGCUGAGGUGUCAUAUACUUUUUUUCUGUGAAGAUACUAUAGAUGGCAAACGCAUAAGGGCUCUGCUGUUGUUAAUACCAUCCAAGGGUCUCCCAAUACUUUACAUCAGCCACUUUUCUAUUUGUUUAACUAUGUACAUGAUAUGGGCAAAACGCAUGUUUAGAAAAGACAAAUAUUAGCAGGUUGGCAUUUGCCUCUCCCUACCCGAACCAGUAAUUCUACCAAUGACGUUUCAAGGCUCAUCUGAUGUGAUGGUGACACGUCCUUCCUGUGAAACAGGCACUGAUGAAUAGCUACAGUAGAAAGCUAAAGUGGCAAACAGUGGAUUCAGCACUAGUUUCCCCAAAAGCCAUGGCUCAGGAUGGUCUUGUUUUUACCUUUACAUAAACUGAAAAAAAGGUUUAUGGUUUUAUAUGUGUAGGGAAGCAUUCUAUACUGUAUUGUGCAAUACAUUAUUACAGAAAAAACAUGUUUCUGUAGGAGAGGUUGGCGCUUUGAAGAUCUUUCUCCUUUUUGUUUUAUCUCCCUCUUCAGAAAGUCCUGUUGCCGUUUUUAGAUGAAGUAAACUGUGCCAGAAGAAUUAAAUUCUGAUUUGUAUUUAUUUCUUGCAUGCUUUCCUCCCUGUUGCUAAUACUGCUCUUUAACUGUUCGCUCUGUUGGAUGUGUGAAGCUGUAAAACAUUCUAAUUCAGGUUAUUGUCUGUGUUGAACAAUGUAACUGUGUAAUUAAAACAUGAAAUUAAGUAUUCA
Lates calcarifer (barramundi perch) is the source of this 9104-nucleotide messenger RNA. RefSeq names its product CBFA2/RUNX1 partner transcriptional co-repressor 3 (gene cbfa2t3). Gene Ontology annotation, biological process: DNA-templated transcription; negative regulation of DNA-templated transcription. The coding region runs from base 1313 to 3547 and encodes 744 amino acids. Gene Ontology annotation, cellular component: nucleus. The record is from RefSeq and is a predicted model, not a curated record. NCBI's taxonomy places the organism in Eukaryota, Metazoa, Chordata, Actinopteri, Centropomidae. The transcript has 12 exons. Gene Ontology annotation, molecular function: transcription corepressor activity.